UGUCUUUGUUGCCGGAAAGCUGUAGUAAAAAAUGUACGAAAGCGAACCGGGGAGGCUGCCAAUGCAAGAUGUCAGUGUGGACACGGAGGUGGCAGAGGACCGCAGUAGGCUGCCUGGGCCCCAUGCCCAAGUACCAAAUGGCUCAGACAUAGCCUUGCAGUUUUUGCAGGUGGAGCUAGAGCUGAAUGCCCACUUGAGGAGACUUGUGUUCCAGGAGCCUGUGCGUUACACAUAUAAUCCGCUGGAGUAUGCCUGGGAGACGCACCGUUGCUACGUUAACACCUACUGCCAUGAGGGGCAAAGCGUCUUGUUCCUGGGCAUGAACCCUGGGCCCUUUGGCAUGGCACAGACAGGGGUACCUUUUGGAGAAGUUAAAUCUGUCCGUGACUGGCUAAAAAUCUCUGGGGAGGUUGGCCAUCCACCUGAAGAGCAUCCAAAGCGGAGAAUUCUCGGUCUUUCAUGCACGCAGAGUGAAGUGAGCGGCACACGCUUCUGGGGACUCUUCCGCAAGCUGUGUGGAGAACCUGCUGUGUUCUUCCGCCACUGCUUUGUGCACAACCUGUGCCCUCUCAUCUUCAUGACCAGCAGUGGGAAGAACCUGACACCACCUGAGCUGCCGCCCAGUGAGCGGGAUGCGCUGUUGGCCCUGUGCGACGAGGCCCUCUGUCAGGUGGUGCGGACAUUGGGCAUUGCCAUGGUAGUUGGGGUGGGGAAGGUGGCAGAGCAGCGAGCUCGACGUGCCCUGGUAGCAGCUGGCAUAGAGGUGCGUGUGGUGGGUCUCAUGCACCCCUCCCCUCGCAGCGCACAGGCUAAUCGGGGCUGGGAAAGCCUGGCCAUGGCCAGGUUGAAAGAAUUAGGCAUUCUGGAACUACUGACUCCAUAACUGCCAUCAUUGGCUUUAUAAACAUUGUGCUGUAUCUGGGAUUCUUUGAUGAUUCCACACUUGACUUAUCACUUUGUGGCUUAUAGCAGACAUGGGUGCUUUGUGAUACGGGACAAUCUACUGCAGGGAGACCAAACUGGAGCUGCAGAUUCUAAAAGUAUGAUUAAACCCUAAAGGAAGUUAGACUGCAAAUCAUACCUAUGCAACUUAUUAUCUGCAAACAGACAGCUGGUUCCCUUGCAGCAAAGCCUUCACCAGUCCUUCCUUGAGGAUAUCAUAAACUUUCAUGCCUUCUUGGCAUUCUGGUGUACAAACUGUAUUUAAAAAGAAAGAAUCAUGGUCCCUUGGCAAGGUUGCAUCCAGACCUACAACUUGAGAUUGUAGACUUCGGAGGUGUGAGCUGCAUUCUUCAAGAAACCUUUAUAGAUCUGUUAUUAACCUAUGCCAAAAACUCAUAUGCCAUAAGUAUUACAUGUAAAAAAAAUUAUAGAGUCAUGGCUAGAUAAUAGGCGGUGGUGAGAUUUUAUGUUUUUAACAUGUUUUUAGCUUUUUUCUGCUUCUGGUAAAGCAGA
Messenger RNA from Scleropages formosus (Asian bonytongue), 1455 nucleotides. RefSeq names its product single-strand selective monofunctional uracil DNA glycosylase. Gene Ontology annotation, molecular function: oxidized pyrimidine nucleobase lesion DNA N-glycosylase activity; single-strand selective uracil DNA N-glycosylase activity. The transcript has 3 exons. The record is from RefSeq and is a predicted model, not a curated record. Gene Ontology annotation, biological process: base-excision repair. Lineage: Eukaryota; Metazoa; Chordata; Actinopteri; Osteoglossiformes; Osteoglossidae. The coding region runs from base 32 to 883 and encodes 283 amino acids.